GCGGCUGGUGUGCUAUUGUGUGGUUGCCCAGAGAUCAAACAGGAGAUCAUUAUUGGCUUCAAGGGAAAAGCAAGAAAUCAAGUCUCCCUCUCAUCCCGUCUUAUCUGUUUACCAUCCCCCUGCUGUCUUUUCUCUUUGUGAUGAUUUAAGUUUCCAUUGUUGUGCUGCGAUUUUUUUUGCGGGUAUGUGCUGCGAUUGUUUGUGGGUAAUUUGAUAACCCAAUGGUUAAACGUGGCUAUCUCUGAUCCUUGGUUAUGGCAGAUUGUUUGCAUAUAUAUCAUGUAUGAACGAAUUUAGUUAGGGUUCUUAUUCAAUCUGUACUUUUUGAGCUUUCACGUGUGCAAUAGUUUGAUGCUAAUAUUGCCUACCUGGUGCUAUAAUUGAUCUGUCUCAUAAAUCAUUGGUUAAUUGGUGGAACAGUAUGGUGAAAGUGUAACAAAGAACAGAGAUCACUAUACACUGAGUGCAUAGGUGGUUCUUAGGAGCUGCUCUGUCAUAUAUGAAUGUGUGGGUAGAAUGCCACAUGGCAAGCUGGGAAUUGCUGAUGGGGCAAUUAGCAUUAGUGAGAAGGAAACAAUUAAGACAAGGAAGAGGUGUGCACAACCGAAUACUACUGCUAGAGAGAAGCGGCUUGAAAGGGAGAAUAAAGAGCUCCGAAAGGAAAAUGAUCGUUAUCAGGAGCUUCAACGUGUUGUGCGGGCUCUGGCUGCUAAAGGGGGAAUGGAUUAUGAUGCAUUAGCUAAGGAAACUGUACCUAACUUGGAUGCUGAAUUUGAGGAUGCAGUCUCACAGGAGCAUGAUGGAAUUGGUCAUGAUAUAUCUGGACAGGAAAACAUUGAUAGAAUAGACUGCCGUGAUGAGGACAAUGAAGGAUACAAUGAUAAUGAUGAAGGAUACAACGUUGAUGAUGAAGGAUACAACGAUGAUGAUGAAGGAUACAUGGACAAUGAAGAUGACGAGAAUUAUCGCAACUAUGGUAGGGACAGUGAUGAUGAGGAUUACAACCUUUGGUGACGAGGACAUACUUUUCUUUUCCUCGCUGGAGAUCAUAUGCCGCAAAUGAAAGCUGGUGUUGCACUUUGGAGUUGGAUGACGUUGUGGGCCUUAAGCCAUAUUGAUAGUAGUAUCUUAGUCAAGUAUUUUUAUUAUUUACAUUAGUAACUUAUCGAAUUA
Panicum virgatum (switchgrass) is the source of this 1173-nucleotide messenger RNA. RefSeq names its product coiled-coil domain-containing protein 1-like. The record is from RefSeq and is a predicted model, not a curated record. Bases 517 to 1014 code for a protein of 165 amino acids. NCBI's taxonomy places the organism in Eukaryota, Viridiplantae, Streptophyta, Magnoliopsida, Poales, Poaceae. The transcript is spliced from 4 exons.